Messenger RNA from Chenopodium quinoa (quinoa), 1790 nucleotides. Its product is annotated as probable inactive patatin-like protein 9. The transcript has 2 exons. The record is from RefSeq and is a predicted model, not a curated record. Gene Ontology annotation, biological process: lipid metabolic process. NCBI's taxonomy places the organism in Eukaryota, Viridiplantae, Streptophyta, Magnoliopsida, Caryophyllales, Amaranthaceae. The coding region runs from base 287 to 1474 and encodes 395 amino acids.
UAAAAAUUACCCCCCUAAUUAAUUCAAUUAAUUAAUAAAAAAAAUAGAAUAAAAACGCACGUCUAUCAUCAAUGGAAUAUGACUCUCCUGUUCCUAGCAGUCCUCCACAAUACUAAGUCCUCGUAGUAUAUAUAAACACCCAACUAUGUGACUCUAUUUAUUAUUAUUACUCUCCAAUUUCUUCCACCACCACCAUUUUUCGUGACCUUCACUCAGUUAUUCUCUUUCUACUUUCUCUCUCUUCUUACUUUUUCUCUCUCCUCUGAGAAAAAACUAUCAAACUUCCAUGGAAAUGGAGAUCAGUAAGAUGACAAUGGAGAUAUUCUCCAAGCUCGAGCAGCAAUGGCUUUCAAGUAAUAACAGCAACAACGGCGGAACCGCGAAGAAAGCGAGGAUACUCAGCAUCGACGGCGGAGGAACCUCCGCCGUCGUUGCGAUUGCCUUCUUAGUUCAUUUGGAGGAGGUGAUUCGUUUGAAAACAGGUAAUCAUGAUUCACGAAUUGCUGAUUUUUUCGAUAUUGUUGCCGGAACUGGAAUCGGCGGCCUUCUCGCGGCGUUUCUCACGGCGGCGGAUUCUACCGGUCGUCCGAUGUUUACGGCGAAGGAUGCGGCGAAAUUCCUCGUCGGAAAUUUCUCGGCGAUGUUUAAGCCGAAGCGCGGCGGAGUUCUCCGUCGCCGGAAGUCUCGCCGAUGCUCCGGUGAAAGUCUCGAGAAGGUUCUAAAAGGAGUUUUCUCGAAGAAUGGGAAGAAAACUCCGAUGACGCUGAAGGACACUUGUAAGCCGAUCCUUAUUCCGUGUUACGACCUCAACACAUCUGCGCCGUUCGUUUUUUCACGCGCUGCUGCUAGCGCGUCGGAGUUUACGUCACUUGACUUCGAGCUUUGGAAAGUGUGUCGCGCUGCAAUGGCGACGCCGUCGGUGUUUGAGCCGUUUGAGUUAACGUCCGUUGACGGUAAAACGGCGUGUUACGGCGUUGACGGUGGUUUAGUGAUGAAUAAUCCGACGGCUGCUGCCGUUACUCAUGUUCUGCAUAAUAAGGUUGAUUUUCCGUCGGUAAACGGCGUUGAAGAUUUACUGGUGUUGUCUUUAGGUAACGGAACGUUGAGUAGUAGUGGAAAAUUAACCGUGAGCAGUAAAAAUGGGGAAUGUUCAACUGAUUCUGUUGUUAAUAUUGCUGUUGACGGUGUUUCCGAGACAAUCGAUCAAAUGCUAGGCAACGCGUUCUGUUGGAAUCGUAACGAUUACGUUCGUAUUCAGGCAAACGGACUUGGAGGAUUAGAACCAACGACGAUGGAGGAAGUGUUGAAGGAGAAGGGUGUGGAAUCGCUAACAUUUGGUGGGAAACGCAUGUUGGCAGAGUCGAACGGGGAGAGAAUCGAGGCGUUCGCACAACGCCUCGUAGCUGCAUCAGGAAAGAGCAGUCUGCCACCUAGUCCAUACAAAUCUCUGAGUCCUAUGCUUGAUGGGCGUUAAUUAAGGCGUUAAUCACAUUUUGUCUGGUCGAAGUACCUGUCAUUAGUUAGUAGUGUUUUUUGUGCCCCGUUAAUGGUGGUGUAGAAUAUAGAAAUGCAGUUUGUAAGAUUGGAACCUACCUCAGGUUUAAGUAACCUGCUACUAACUCUUUGUGUAUGCCAACGUAGGUGUGUGAAAUCUAUGACUAUAUAAUACUCUCUAAAUAGAGCUUCUCUUUCUCUAAGCUCUAUCUGACUAUGUAAUUUAUAUUUCUUUGUUUUUGUAAUCCAAGUGAGAAAAAUAUAGGGUCGAUAAGAUCCAGAUUAGUAACUGAUUA